GACGAACACGUCGCUGCUGCGGUUUGUUCGAUCCGGAUCAGUUGCUUACUGAUGCGGUUCUGCUCAGCUGUGCUCUGUUUGACCGGAUCAAGUCCAAGAUGAGGGAUCUCCGCUAAGAUUGGUUUUCCCAUUUUCUGGGUUUAAAGACUGACAGUUUCAGCAGCUGACAUGGAUAAAUUUGGGAUGAGUUUUGGGGGUGGCCCCAGCAAAAAGGAGCUCCUGGACAUGAUUGAGACUCAGAAAAAACAGCUGGUCCAAUACCAGACCCGCUUCAGGGAUGUGGUCCGGGCCUACAAGAGUCUUCUGAAGGAGAAGGAGGCUCUGGAAGCCAGUCUGAAGGUCCUGAGUGUGUCUCAGGAGGUGGACCUCAGUCAGUGUGGCGGGAACAUGGUUGCUGCUGAGCUGGCGGAGGACCACUGCUCCCUCCACAGCGAGGACAGUCUAGACACCGCUGCCUCGCUGGAAACGGCCACCAGUAUUAACAGCGAGGGCGCCAGCAGGGGCGAGCAGGCCGAGGACGAGCAUGAAUCAGAGCAUGGAGACACCGCGGAGCCUGAGAGCAACACCGAGGGGACGGCGGCGCUGCAGCCCGUCAGCAGAGUGCUUCAGCUGAAGAGCCAGCUCAGCACGCUGACCAGCUCUCUGGCCACCGUCACGCAAGAAAAGUCACGGAUGGAGGCCAGCUUUCAAGCGGACAAGAGGAAACUGAAGCAGGAGCUGGAGGAGCUCCAGGAGCAGCUGGAGGCCAGCGAGAGGCAGUGGGAGGCGGAGUUAGCAAGUCUGCAGGAACAGCUGGUGGAGAGCAAAGCUCGCGUCAUCACUCAGCAGCACGAGAGGGAACAGGAGCAGGGCGACCACGCCCUCAUGCUCCGAGAGCUGCAGAAGCUCCUGCAGGAGGAGCGAGGCCUCCGCCAAGACACGGAGCUCCGCUUGGAGGACACCAACACCGCACUGCUCGAAGCUAUGCAGGCAGCCAAAGAGGGCGCCGCGCUCCGGGACCAGCUGGACAAGGUGAGCGAGCAGCGAGACGAGGCGCUGAGAAGACUCCAGGAGACCGAGGCGGAGAAGAACCAACCGGACCCGCGAGUGGAGGAGCUGCAGAUGAAGCUCGAGCACUUGAAGGACCAGUACCAGCAGCAAGUCCACCACGAGAUCAGAAAGGCAGCACAGGCGGAGGAGCGUGUCCAUGAGCGCGCUCGAGCGGAGGAGCUGCGGGCAGCUGGUCUGGAGCAGCGCGUGUCGGAGCUUUCUGAGCUGCUCGGAGCCACAGAGAAGGCUCGGCAGAGGGACCAGCAGACGGCACAGCGCCUCAGAGAGCGCCUCCUGCAGCUCGAUGCUGAAAAUAAAACUCUUGCCAUUGCUGCCUCCAGCAGGACAACCUCUGACCUUAAUGUGGACGAGGCGAACCUGGAUGUGGGAGCACUGAAGGAGAAGCUGGAGAAGGUGAAGAAGUUGCUGCUGGCAGCUCAGAAAAGUCCUGAGCAGAUAAUGGACAUGGACACACUUGCAGAAACGGCAGGACAUGAGGACGGCGAGAAGACGUCUGCGCUGUACUACCAGCAGGAGCUGAAGCAGCUGAGGGAAGAGUUUGAACGCUACAAGUUGAGAGCACAGGUGGUACUGAAAAACAAGAACGCCAAAGAUGGCUGCCUGGCCAAAGAGUUGGAGGAGGUGCGCGACCAGCUGGCGGAGCUGAAAGAGAAAUACAUCAACCUGCGUAUCCAGAGCGACGAGGCCGAGGUCACGCACCGCCGCGAGCUGGAGGAGCGGCAGCAGCGCACGGCGGCGCUGCAGCAGAGUCACAGAGCCGAGCUGGAGAAGAUCGAGUCAGUGCACAGAGAGAACCUGCUGCGGCUGGAGGCGGAGCUUCAUAAACAGCGGGAUCGCACCAUGGCUCUGCUCAUGGAGAAGGACCGAGAGCUGGAGAUGCUUCGAUCUGCCGUCACGACCUGCAGCCAGAGCGCCGACACAGACAAGAUGGCCGACUUCAAAGCUGCAGCAGACACCGUGGAAGCAUCCGCCCCGGACGAGAAUGAUGUCAUCACCCAGGCCCUGAGACUGGCCACGCCCAACGAGCCCACACUGCUCCUGUACGCUGAGCAGCUGGCCAGGAAGGAGGUGGAGAUCAGCUCGCUCCGCGGCCAGAAGCAUUGCUUGGAAGAUGACAUUCACCAGCUCCAGGCGAAGCUCAUUGCUAACGGCGAGCAACACGAAGAGGAGACAACGAGACUCCGAGGCCAGUUGGACAAAUUGAUGAGAGACCAGCGGCGGGAGGGUGCAAACCUGGAGUACCUUAAGAAUGUCCUCUUCAAGUUCCUGACACUGCAGGACAGCAGUGGACGGCAGCAGACGCUGAACGCCAUCCUGACCAUCCUGCACUUCAGCCCACAGGAGAAGCAGGCGGUGCUGCGGCUGCAUGGACACAACUGGUGGACAACAGUAAAAAGAUAAACGCAGAGACCAAAGGUGGCUUCAGGGUUGAACUUCUCCUCAAAUAUUCCAGACAGAGCUGUUUGGACACAAACCUGGGUACACUACAGCGAUACUACCCCAGACACUGUCCAGGGUCAGAACUGGCCUGUUGGUCUUACAUGCCAACCAAAGGAUCCCAGCUUGAAAGACCAACAGGCCAGUUUUGCCAAGUCUACUCACGUUGUGUCUUUCUCUUGAUGUCUCCUUGCUGACCAGUCUUGCUGCAGUUUGCUUGUCCUUUUUUCCACACCUCUUUGUAUCGAGAACUCUGUUUAUGGAUUCUCCUGGGUUUUGGGCCUUGGUUUUGGUAACCACUUUGACAAACUUUGGACUCACCCCUGUUAUUGUGUGUUUCUGGUUCUUUGUUUUAAUAUCACUGGGAAAAACCUGGGAAAGAUAACACUGCUUUGAUAAGAACCGGUCUGUUGGUUAUACCCAAGGAUCCUGGCUGGUUGGCAUGCAAGAACAAAGUGGUUAUGAAGCCAAGGUCAAUCCAGCAGGGAUGAGACAGUGGACUCGAUAAGCAGGCU
This is a messenger RNA of Thalassophryne amazonica, 3002 nucleotides long. RefSeq names its product GRIP and coiled-coil domain containing 1 (gene gcc1). The record is from RefSeq and is a predicted model, not a curated record. Bases 169 to 2451 code for a protein of 760 amino acids. The transcript has 3 exons. Gene Ontology annotation, cellular component: Golgi apparatus. NCBI's taxonomy places the organism in Eukaryota, Metazoa, Chordata, Actinopteri, Batrachoidiformes, Batrachoididae.